AUGCAGCUCAAGAGCAUCUCGCUCGUUCUACUGAGCCUUUGCGCGUUUUUGAUAUCCCCAAUUUUCUCUACCCCAAUCAGCGAGACAACAAAAUCUAUACGCGAACAUGAGGAUGUCGAGACUCAUAUUUUCCGUCGGAGUUUGCCUUCAUUCAUCACAGACUGGGACCUCUGGCAGAACUGGGAAAAGGCUGCCAAAGAGAACCCCUCAAAACUCGUGACGAUGCCUUUGGACACUCCAAGUGGAGAAAGAGAAUACCAAUCGGGAUCUGACGGAAUUGAACAGCCAUUUUGGACGUACUGGGUAUCAGAUGAAGAUGAGUGUUAUGUGGUUGAGAAAACCCUCCAGAUAAUGGGAAAACUUGGGAGUGGGGCUUAUGGCGAUGUCUACAAGGGUGUACUAAGCAAUUUUGACGAGGACACAAAUACAUGGAACCAAGAUUGGAAUAUGGCAGUCAAGAGAUCAAAAAAGUUGCCAGCUGAAAUGAUUGCCGGAGCAAAACUAAGACAAUCAGUUUCUAGCGACUACCUCGUUUCAGUGGUGGACUACUUCUAUGUUAAGAAGUAUCGUGAGGCAUUCCUGAUUAUGCCAAAAGCCAGCACGGACUUGAACGCAAUAAUAUCUAAUAAGAGCAUGUCACGAGCAAUCUUAAACGAACUAUUUUAUGAGAUACUGCUCGGUGUACAGACACUUCACACUCCGACCAAAGAUUACCCUAAUGGUAUCAUGCACCGUGAUCUAAAGCCAGGCAAUGUCUUGGUGUUCAAAAACAUUCCUAAAAUCUCCGAUUUUGACUCCAUGACAGCUGAUGCAGCAUCCGAGCGCUGGGAUAUUGGAACACCAGGUUAUGUUGCACCCGAGGUCGUGAGAGCUCAAUCGCCAUAUAGCAAGAAAGUCGAUAUCUUUGCAUUAGGGAUAAGUUAUUUAGACAUGGCCAUGCAUGGUCUCUCGGACGAUACUUUUUAUGAGACUUGGAAAGCUCUUGUAGGCCCUACUGAAAGCAAAACGCUUGGCCUUAUACCAGAUGAUGUUGAAAAGGUUUUGAUUGAGAAGUUUGGGACUGAAUUUGACAGCGAUGAACGAGCGGUCUUAUCGUAUAUUCUUUGCGAGCCAAAUGAGCGGUUCGAUAUUGAUAGUUAUGUAAGAUACUUUGGCGUGUUAAUGGGUAGUUAA
Penicillium taxi is the source of this 1173-nucleotide messenger RNA. RefSeq names its product serine/threonine protein kinase. Lineage: Eukaryota; Fungi; Ascomycota; Eurotiomycetes; Eurotiales; Aspergillaceae. The transcript is spliced from 2 exons. The coding region runs from base 1 to 1173 and encodes 390 amino acids. The record is from RefSeq and is a predicted model, not a curated record. Gene Ontology annotation, biological process: mitotic DNA damage checkpoint signaling; protein phosphorylation. Gene Ontology annotation, cellular component: nucleus. Gene Ontology annotation, molecular function: protein serine/threonine kinase activity; ATP binding.